UCUAGAAAGAAUUCUUUAAAUAUUCGAUGGCUGAAUCGGGAGAGGGGUAACAGCACGGCACCCCUCUCUCUCAUCCCAAAACAAACCCAGGACGCAACUCUCUCUCUCUCUCUCUCCACCCACAAAUUAAUUCAGCCAUUUCUCUCCCUUCCCCAUUCUUGCCCCUAAUCCAGCUCUCUCUCUCUCAUUGUGAUUCCUUCCCGAUCUAUGUUUCGUCUAUAUUUACCCCCGCCGUCUCUCUGUAUCUGUAUACGUAUCUGUAUAUUCCACCGGAAUUCUUUCCUGUAAUCUAGCUCUCUUUAUUUAUACAACAAGUCUUACCAAAUCCCCCCACGAAUUCGCUGCUCUCUCUCUCUCGGACAGGGGUUUGGGGAAAUUGCGUUGUCCGACAUGUCACCGGCGGCUCCGAUCGAGCCGACACUGAUUAAGGAACCACCCUCCUCCUCCUCCUCACUGGCCCCUUCUCCUUCCCACGUGCUUCCCCCGGAGGAGGGAUCGAAUCGCCGUCGUUUCGCUCAUUUAAGAGGCGUCCAGUGGCGUAUAGAUUUGGGGAUUUUGCCCUCUUCCUCCUCCUCCUCCUCUCUUGACGAUCUCCGCCGCGUCACCGCGGAGUCUCGUCGCAAAUAUGCUGGUUUGAGGAGGCGCCUCUUAAUGGAUCCACGCAUUCCCAAGUAUGGAAGUGAUUCUCCUAAUCUGGUCAUGGAUAAUCCACUUUCGCAAAACCCAGAUAGUAUGUGGGGUCGCUUCUUCCGGAAUGCUGAACUGGAGAGAAUGGUUGACCAAGAUUUGUCACGUUUAUAUCCCGAACAUGGGAGCUACUUCCAGACACCAGGAUGCCAAAGCAUGUUGAGACGAAUUCUGUUAUUCUGGUGUCUUAGACAUCCAGAGUGUGGAUACAGACAAGGUAUGCAUGAGCUCUUGGCUCCUUUGCUGUACGUUCUGCAUGCUGAUGUGGAGCAUCUUUCUCAAGUGCGGAAGCAAUAUGAAGACCACUUCACCGACAAAUUUGAUGGCUUCAACUUUCAGGAAAGUGAUUUAGCAUAUGAUUUUGACUUCAAAAAAUUUCCGGAGUCUAAAGAAGAUGAGAUCUCACAAAUAACUCCACCAAUUGUUCACACUCUUGAUGAACUCGAUCCCAAUGUACAAGAUGUUGUAUUGCUAAGUGAUGCUUAUGGGGCAGAAGGUGAAUUGGGUAUUGUCUUGUCUGAGAAAUUUAUGGAGCAUGAUGCUUACCGUAUGUUUGAUGCUUUGAUGAAUGGGGCUGGUGGCGCAGUUACCAUGGCGGAAUUUUUCUCACCAUAUCCUUCAAGUGGCUCACAUUCGGGGUUACCUCCAGUGAUUGAAGCUUCUUCUGCAUUGUACCAUUUGCUUUCUAUUGUCGAUGCAUCCCUUUACAGUCACCUUGUUGAGCUUGGGGUGGAACCACAGUAUUUUGCACUUCGCUGGUUAAGGGUUUUGUUUGGGCGUGAAUUCUCACUUGGAGAUCUCUUAGUUAUCUGGGAUGAAAUAUUUGCAAAUGACAAUAGCAAAUUAAAUAAAUCUUGUAAUGGUGCUGGGUUUAGCUUUGGGAUCCUCAGUUCACGCAGGGGAGCAUUUAUCUCUGCUGUCGCAGUAUCAAUGAUACUUUGUGUGAGAUCGUCCUUACUUGCUACUGAGAAUGCUACUUCCUGUCUUCAGAGAUUGCUUAAUUUUCCAGCCAAUGUAAAUCUGAAGAAAAUAUUAUCAAAGGCAAAAUCAUUGCAGGUUCUAGCCCUGGAAGCUAAUGACUCCUCAAUGCCAUUGCUGACGCAUCCUGGUGGGGGCUUCGAGCGAAGUAUUAAAAAUGUGCAUGUGAGAAGUCAUAGCCUUACAGUGGAUUCUGUUUCCCCAAGGACUCCUCUGAGUUUGGUACCUGAGAGCUAUUGGGAAGAGAAGUGGAGAGAUAUGCACAAGGCAGAAGAAGUUAAGCAAAGUAGGUCAGAUAAAAAAAAUACAAACAGUAAAAAGGGUUGGUCAGAAAAAGUGAGGUUGAGUCUAUCUAGAACUGAAUCUGCCCCAUCCCCUUCAAAGGUUGAUGGCAGCAGCAAAAAGGACCCCAAAUUACCCAUAAGGAGAAGUUUGCUUGAGGAUUUGUCCAGACAACUUGAAUCAGAGGAAGAUGCAGAGAAAAUAGGCUGUGAUUUAGAUUCAGUGAAAAUAGGCUGUAAUGAGGAGAGGGGUUUGAGUGGCAAUGCUGGAAGUGAAGAUAACUCUUCCAUGUUUUCAGAUUCCCCAAGUCCAGAUGGCCUCCAAAAUCAAUCGGGUGGAAGUAGUGUUGCAUCCAAUCUAUCCAUUAAUGAAAAUGAUGAUGACAGGAGUAGGAGUUUUACGGAAGAUUCGUCUCCUCUUCCAGUCUCAGAUUCUCCGGCGGAUGACUUUUCGAAAUCUGGACUGAAUAAAGACUCUCUGGGAAAAAACUCAGGUAGAUUGGAUAUUCCAGAGGAUGUCUCUUUAAAAUCUGGACAGAAUGACGAUCCUAUGGGAAAACCAAUGGCAAAUUUGAAGGACCGGAAGACUUUGUCUGGUAAAUUCCACUGGCUUUGGAAGUUUGGGCGGAACAAUGGUGAUGAUACCUCAGAAAGAGGCGUAUCUGAGGCUACGAGAGCUUCCGAUGGUGGAUGUGAUCAGAAUAAUACAGCAGCUGGUUUGAUGGUGGGCGGCUCAAAUAACUCUUCUGUAAGUAGCAAAGGCGAUGCUGUGGAUCAGAAUGUGAUGAUCACAUUGAGGAAUCUUGGUCAGUCUAUGCUCGAGAAUAUUCAGGUAAUCGACUCAGUUUUCCAGCAAGAGUCUGGGAAAGUGGGAUCAUCGGAAAACUUCUCGAAAAAUGUUAUUGUAGGCAAAGGACAAGUUACAGCCGUGGCAGCCCUCAAGGAGCUUAGGAAAAUAAGCAACCUUUUAUCUGAGAUGUGAGGCUUAUAGUAUCUGUAUUCUGUACAUACAUUUUGUAAUUACUACGAUUAUUUUCGUCCCAAGUGCUAAAUAAAAAAGAUUUUCUUUCAA
Molecule: messenger RNA, 3018 nt
Organism: Rhododendron vialii
Lineage: Eukaryota; Viridiplantae; Streptophyta; Magnoliopsida; Ericales; Ericaceae
Exons: 5
Coding region: 391-2928 (845 amino acids)
Biological process (GO): activation of GTPase activity
Molecular function (GO): GTPase activator activity
Source: RefSeq, a predicted model, not a curated record